AUGGCCAGGGUUGGCUUCGACAAUGACCCCGCCCAGAUUGUCAAUAUGGCCUUGAGUCUAAGUGAAGGUCGACGUCGCCUCGCUUCGGGAAGGAGAUAUGUCUCAACCGAACAGGGCGAACGUCGUGUCGUCUCCGCUGCGCCAACCACAAAUCCGAGCAAUACCGUCCGGAAAAAAAGCAUCGCACCCUUUCUCGCGACAAAUCGUCAAUUCUCCCAGGGUGGCUCUCCCAAAAGCAAUGUGUCGGCCAAAUACCGUGACCCAAAUGGGCCAACGGCACCGACCUCUGUCGAUGUAUCUGUAACUGAAGUGGACCCCAAUCUUGACGUCGACCCGGAUUUCCCUGGCCAGAUCUCGCCGGCCACUGCAGCCCGAGUUGAAAAGGCAAAGACAUAUUUUGAACUCGCCCAUGAGCAUCGACGCCUUCUUCCACAUCUGCCCCCAAUACGAAAACCAGGAAGCCACGCCCGUUCUCCUGGGCCAGAAGCAAUGCAAAAGGCGUACAAUCCUUUACAGUAUGUUCGAAAUCGCAAGCUCCGUAUUUGGGAAAAGACGCCAAUCGAUAGCGAGGUGGAUGGGUGGCAUGAUGUUCAGAAGGUCAGGGCCUGGGUUGAUGCCGUGGUUUCAAGUCACCCAGACACCCAGCACGACACUUUGGAGUGUGUCCGUUUACCUCCGCUUGAUCUGCGUACUGUCGACACCGACAAAGAAGAACCCGAUGAUUCGCCAGACGAGCCAAAGAGUACAAUGUUGUCUCGUGUACCAGACCAACUUCAUCCCAAGCCAACUCGCCCACGCUCUGACUGGGUAACUCAUCCAGCCGACUUGAUUGCCGAUGCAUAUUGGUUAGAGCAAGGCUUGAACAAGACGAAAAUCCAAGAUCGAGACAACAAUUUGAUCUAUCCCCCGAGUACCCAGUUCACGUUCUCGGGCUGGCGCAAUCAAGCACCCCCCAAUGUACCAACUAGCUUGCAGCGAUCGUCUCCACCCCCGGAGUCCCAUGAUGGUUCGUUUCAAGAGACGUCUUCAUCAGCUCUGCCUGAGUUGCCGACGUUUAGGUCAGCUCAUCAUCCACACAAAAGUGGGCGCCAUGGCCGCCGCAGAGACAUUAUCAGAGAUUCUGUUCAGGGCAAGGGUGGCAGCAGCUCUAGAGAACGCUCUCGAAUGCGCAAGAAGCUGUUUCAGGACAGCAGCGAUUCGGAAUAUUCGGCCUCGACGUCUUCAGAUGAUGCCGGAGUCGAACGCGGUCGCAAACGACUGCGGCGAAAGAGGCAAGAAACCCCUCUUAACGACGGUCUGGACAAACGAGGCAGUCACUCGCUGCCAAAACAGUCGCCGCAGGUAUUUGGACACGGUCCCGGCGACUCAAGUCAGGGUUCCUCUGCCCCAACGUCGAAAAGAACUUCAAUCGAUCAUACUGGUCUCAAUAAGCUUUUCAAAGUUGACAGUCUCAAAAAGUCUUCCCCCUUGACUCGGUCACGGAAUAGACAGGAUUCAUCUCGGCCUCCACCGGUGCAGGUCCCGGUCCGUUCAAGCCUCGAGCACGAACGGCAACCUCGCGCAUCUACAGAAUAUGACACCACCACCGCUCCAAAUUCCCCUAACGGAGUUGAAUGGCCUAGUAUUGCCAUCAACCUUUCUCCGCCUCCCAGUAGACCGAGUUCGCCCUCCAAGAAACCGAUGUCUACCAUCUUACACCCCUUCCGCAAGUCUCACAAGGGUCAAAUCAGCACCACUGACUUUGCACAUGUUCCACCAGUGCAAUCGGUUCACGGACCUGAAACGGACAAACACAUUGAUAGCCCCGAUUCUCGUGGCCAAAGCCCCAUGACCAGGACCGUCAGUUCACUGUCCAAAAAUCGAACGAACUCGACAGAGGCAGACGAAGUGACCCUACAAUCGUCCAUUGAGCACAGACACAGUACAGCGAGCAAAGCCAGCACGCGGUCAACUACCAAUGCAGGAAAUGACCAUUCCAGGCUUCGGGCGAUAUUCAAAGGAGGUCGCAUAGCAGAAAUCGUCGGAAAUGAGGUUUCUCGAGUAGGAGACUUUAUCUGGAAGCGUGAUGUCCCGAUAAUAUACCGGCACAGAGGCUCGGCCUCUGAAGGUAGUAUUCGAUCUUAUGAAGGGUCUGACUCAGAGAGAGAGCAUCAUCACCAUCAGCAGAACGGGACGAUUCUCAAAACACCUCCGCACCUUGCACGCUCAAGAUCAUCCACCAUCUCAAGUACUAAAAGCGAUCAUGUCUUGCCUGCUAUCACCAAGACAAGUAACUCUGGAAAUGAUCGUCCUCGAUACAACAAUCCUAAUCUGCCCAGUUUCACAUCGCCUUUCCAAAAAGAUCGCGAACGACAAGAGAAGAGGCAAGGGUUUCUGGCGCCAGAUGACGCGGCCACAAGGACUGAGUCUACAGACCACAUCUCUCGUCUGGCUGCUCAGCAUCGCUCGGCCUCACAUUCGCCACGACUUGCUGCCCUCCCUAAACUUGAUACUGGAGCACCUCCUACACCGAAUGACUUGGGUCGACGGAAGAGCUACGGGUUUAGCGCAGCUCUGGAUUUGAGCAGAUCGCGAGAUGCAUCCGAUCAGCUGAACUCCGUCAUCGGCCCGGUCAUGGGUCUGAGUGGCCUCCGCACUGCCAAAUCUACAGGCGAUCUUUCAAAGGUGGGCGGAUCUGAGAUAAGUCAAGAAGACGGCGAGCCUCAAGACGUGACGUGGCGCGAUAUUGAACGAGCACAAGUCCUCCUAUAUACUUCAACCGUCAAAGCUCGAGAAAUUGGACGUCGGGCGGAAGAUUCAGGUGAAGAACUGCCGCCAUUCCUUCUCGAAAGCCUUACCCCGGAGAACAAAGCCUUGCAUUCUGCGAAACCUUUACGGGUGAGGAAACGAGAACGACACAUUAUCGCAGCACAGAACAUCAUGAAAACGCUGGAAGGCCACUCAUCAACCUUCAAUAAGAAACUACAUUCAUUCACCACCUCGCUUAUACCCGCUCUGCACAGCCAACUCCAAAUCCUGGAAGAUCAGGUGGAAAACACCAUGACUCCGCAAGUACGAAUAACAGCGGAUUCGGCUGGCGAAUUGAGCAUGAAGCUUUCCACAACUAGUACGCUUGCCGUCAAAGAACUCAACGACUCUAUUGAAGUCGCCUUUCGCAGGAAGCGGAGAGGCCCGAUCAGGCUGUUCCGCAAGCUGUGGUUUGCUGGCAUUGAGUGGACCGUCGUUGGGCUACUUUGGCUCAUCUGGGCUGUCGUCUCGGUGGUGAGAUGUGCGUUGGGAACGGGCAGGUGCGUGAUUAAGGGGGUGAGAUGGUUGCUUUGGAUUGAUUGA
Cladophialophora psammophila CBS 110553 is the source of this 3330-nucleotide messenger RNA. RefSeq lists its product as uncharacterized. The coding region runs from base 1 to 3330 and encodes 1109 amino acids. The transcript has a single exon. Lineage: Eukaryota; Fungi; Ascomycota; Eurotiomycetes; Chaetothyriales; Herpotrichiellaceae. The record is from RefSeq and is a predicted model, not a curated record.